AUAAUUUAAAGACAGAUAGUAAUAUCUUUUCCUUUUUUGUUUUUGUUAAAAACCUACUUAACCCCCACCCCAUCCCCAACCCCCACCCUACGCCACCCAACCCCGCCAACUCUCUCUCAAUAUACAUACAGUUAGUUGAUUGAUUCUCUUCACUCGCCCUAUAUUCUUUCAUAUAAUAAUUUCCAUUUUUUUCUCAAAUAUGUCUGCCCCCGGAAUCCCCGCCCCUGACUGCGCCGCCGCCACCACCGCCGCCCUUUAUUUCUGCCACAAAUGUACUCACACCGUCACCAUUACCCCUUCUGACACCGGCGAUCUCAUUUGCCCUGAUUGUAACAGUGACUUUGUCGAAGAAUAUGAAGACCCUGACCCGAUCCCCAAUCUAACCCGCUUGCCCGAACCGGUUGCCUCCAUGUUGAGUAACAUUUUCAUGGGCAGCGAUUCCGGUUCCGACGGCGGCGGCGGCGGCGCGCGAAUCCCUGCAAGAGAAACGCGAAUCGGGUCGGAUGAUUUUGACCCGGUUACGUUUCUUCAAGGUCAUUUAGCUGCUCGUAGAGCUAAUGGUGUUACGUUUGAAUUCAUUAUCGACGGUGGCGGGAAUGGUACUGGUGGUGGGAUGCCGUUGCCGGCGAAUUUCGGGGACUAUUUCGUAGGUUCAGGGAUGGAGGAGUUGAUCCAACAUUUGGCUGAAAAUGACCCGAACCGAUACGGGACGCCACCGGCAUCAAGGGCGGCGGUGGAAGGGUUACCAGAUGUGAUAGUUGAUGAAGAAAUGCUUAGUUCAGAAUUGGCACAGUGUGCAGUUUGUAAGGAUGAUUUUGAGUUAGGGUUAGUUGUGAAACAGAUGCCUUGUAAACAUGUUUAUCAUAAGGAUUGCAUUGUUCCGUGGCUUGAGUUGCAUAACUCGUGCCCGGUUUGUCGGUUUGAGUUGCCAACCGAUGAUCCUGAGUACGAGAAUAGGGAGAGGGAGAAUGAUGGGGACGCAAGUGGUGGUGGUGGUUCGGGUUCUGGAAGGAGGUUUGCUACUGUGUCGCUGCCGUGGCCAUUUGGGAUGUUUGGAUCAGCGUCAUCCUCUAGCCAGGGAGGAGGAUCAGGGUCUCUUGGACAGCGGCACAGGGACUCGAAUUAGGUUUAUGGUCAGUUGGGUUCUUGCUUCUUGCUUGCUUGCUGCGUGUAGCAUGCUUGACAAAGUUGGAGGAGUUGUUGGGUAGAUAAGAGAAAAUGAUACAUAGGUAAAGGGGGUUAGGUUUCAUCUCUUAAACAUAGAUACAGGUGUUAUACAAAGCUCAGAUAGUAUUUACAAGAUUUGGGUCUGAACGCUUUGCGUCAGGACGCCCAAAGUUUUCGUUUUUUUGUUUAUGCUUUCAUCAAUUGCGAAUUCUGCUGAUCAUUUUGAUCAUUGUGCAGUUGAUGUGACAUUAUUGUUUUGUUGAUGAAUUUCUUAGCUACAUAUUUUUCUCUCUAA
Capsicum annuum is the source of this 1462-nucleotide messenger RNA. Its product is annotated as E3 ubiquitin-protein ligase RING1-like. Gene Ontology annotation, biological process: protein ubiquitination. Bases 200 to 1126 code for a protein of 308 amino acids. Gene Ontology annotation, molecular function: ubiquitin protein ligase activity. NCBI's taxonomy places the organism in Eukaryota, Viridiplantae, Streptophyta, Magnoliopsida, Solanales, Solanaceae. The record is from RefSeq and is a predicted model, not a curated record. Gene Ontology annotation, cellular component: cytoplasm. The transcript is spliced from 2 exons.